UCGCAGCCUUUAAAAGCAGCAGGAGUUCAAAGUCAGGCAGAAUUAACACAUAGCCGUACGCUUGGUAUACGAGAGAAUGUCUUGGACUCCACUAUGUUCACUUUUUCUCCUGGCAUGUGCCUUGACUCCAAGUGUCAGUCAAAACAGUUGCAGAGGGAGAUGCGGUAUUGAGUACUACAGAGGUUACCUCUGCCAGUGUGACUACAGCUGUAUAGCCUAUGGCGAAUGCUGCCUUGAUUUUGAAACUUAUUGUACCACAAAGAACUCCUGUAGAGGUCGAUGUGGGGAAACGUUCAAGAGAGGCCAACUGUGUAGCUGCGACUCUGAUUGUGUUAAAUACAAGCAGUGUUGUCCAGAUUACAAGAUCCACUGUGAUGCAGAAGAGGAAACUGUAAAUGAAGCAGAACAGCCAUUCAGCGGGGCAAAUGAUGAAGAUAAUUAUGAAAUUCCACUGGUGAAGCCAAUAUCCUUUCCACAAGAUGCCAGCGAUGAGGAGCCAGAGAGCACUAGUGGGUACGAGUCGACACCAGCCGAGUCAUUGGAUCCAGUUUCCAAUCAGCCCACCUUGAUAACAGAAACUCCAAAAACAAGCACGGAAGCAGUUUCAUUGGCGAUGACGCCAACAGAAGACGUUGAAUCAAACACUCUUGACAUGGCUGAUGGCAGCACAGCCACUGACGAUGCAGAUCGCAGUGAUAUCACUGCUUUUCCAGACUCAGGAAAAACAUCAGCAUCCGACCAAAUUUCUGACAAACUCACUCCAACUUCAGCACUCCAACCAGAAUCUUUGCCCGCAACUGACACCACGCUACAAAACACAGCACAGACCAAUGUUCCGACUAAAGCUGCUUCUAACACAACAGAAGGAACACCCUUGUUUUCUACUGAAGCUCCGAGCAUACCUGCAACUUUAUACCCUUCACAAGAGUCCUCAAUAGCUCCAGUGGCAACAGAACCCUCACAAGACCCCUCCACAUCUUCUGCACCACCGGAACCCUCACAAGAGCCCUCCACAUCUUCUGCACCACCGCAACCCUCACAAGAGCCCUCCACAUCUUCAGCACCACCAGAACCCUCACAAGAGCCCUCCACAUCUUCUGCACCACCGGAACCCUCACAAGAGCCCUCCACAUCUUCUGCACCACCGGAACCCUCACAAGAGCCCUCCACAUCUUCUGCACCACCGGAACCCUCACAAGAGCCCUCCACAUCUUCUGUACCACCGGAACCCUCACAAGAGCCCUCCACAUCUUCUGCACCACCGGAACCCUCACAAGAGCCCUCCACAUCUUCAGUAUCACCGGAACCCUCAAAAGAGCCCUCCACAUCUUCAGUAUCACCGGAACCCUCACAAGAGCCCUCCACGCCUUCAGUAUCACCAGAACCCUCCACAUCUUCUGCACCACCAGAACCCUCAGAAGAGGCCUCCACAUCUUCAGUACCACCAGAACCUUCACAAGCAUCCUCGACAUCUUCAAUUCCAUCAGAACCCCCACAAGAGUCCUCCAUAUCUUCUGUGGCACCAGAUCCUUCAAGAUCUUCAAUACCACCAGAUCCCUCUCAAGCAUCCUUCACAGCCUCAGUACGAACAGAACCCUCACAAGAGUCCUCCACACAGUCAAUAUCAUCAGAACCCUCACAACAGUCAAUAUCACCUGAACCCUCACAAGAGUCCUCCACAUUUAUAAUGCCACCUGAAUCCUCACAAGAGUCAUCCAUGCCUUCAGUAUCACCAGAGCCGUCACAAGAGUCCCCCACACCUUCAGUGGCACCGGAACCCUCAAAAGCCUCCUCUACGUCUUCAGUACCAAAAGAAACAUCACAAGACUCCUCCACAAUUUCCGUACCACCAGAACCCUCGCAAGAGUCAUCCAAACCUUCAUUAUCACCAGAACCCUCACAAGCCUCCUCUACAUCGUCAAUACCAUCAGAACCCUCACAAGCAUCCUUUACAUCUUCAGUACCACCAGAUCCUUCACAAGAGCCUUCCAGAUCUUCAGUACCCCCAGAAGGCUCACAAGAGUCCACCACACUUUCAGUAGCACCAGAACCCUCACAAGAGUCCUCUACCCCUUCAGUGGCAACAAAACCCUCACAAGAGUCCUCCGCCCCUUCAGUGGAAAUAGAACCUUCACAAGAGUCCUUCAUAUUUUCAGCAGCACCAGAAUCCUCACAAGAGUCCUCUACCCCUUCAGUGGCAACAAAACCCUCACAAGAGUCCUCCGCCCCUUCAGUGGAAAUAGAACCUUCACAAGAGUCCUUCAUAUUUUCAGUUGCACCAGACACCACACAAGAGCUUUCGACAGCAGCCGAAAGCUCUGAGGCACCUAACGUUCCUGGUUCAACAACAAUACUCCCACCAUCAAUCGCAACCACAUUAGUCGUUGCAACAAGUGGCCCUUCCGUUCUGACGGACACUCAGAAUCACUACACUGGAGUUUCUACCGUGGGGUCCGUCCUUGAUGUCACGACAACUGUAAAUCCCUCAUCUACAGACACAGCACACAGUGAUUCUACAGAUGACGUUACCCAUGCAUCACCUUCUGUCGAUCCAGUAACAGAAACCCAAAAACCAACUGGCCCUCGAUUAACCAAACCCACAUCGAAACCUCAGGAUGAGCCAAAGCUUUCACUGACGACCACAAAAGCUCCCACGAAUAAACCUGCUCCUAAACCAGUGGCAUCAGCAGUGACUGUGGAUAAUUCCAGAGACUUUCAAAGAGAUGACAACAAUGACACAAACUUGUGCAGUGGACGGCCUGCCAGCGCUGUCACGACACUGAGGAACGGCACAAUAGUGGUCUUCAGAGGUCACUACUUCUGGUCUUUGGACAGAAACAGGUCACCCGGUCCUGCCCGUGAUAUCACACAAGCGUGGGGCGUCCCGUCCCCAAUUGACACAGUGUUUACCCGUUGCAAUUGUCAAGGGAAAACAUACAUCUUUAAGGGGAACCAGUACUGGAGAUUUGAAAACAAUAAUUUGGACCCGGGUUACCCAAAGGCUGUCGAGACAGGCUUUGAUGGACUUCGAGGUCACAUCACAGCGGCUCUGUCUGUGCCUCAAUACCGCAGCAGAAGAGAAUCUGUCUAUUUCUUCAAGAGAGGUGGAAUGGUACAGAAAUAUUCCUACAAGUUUGGCACCGCUCCAUCAUGUAACAGGAAACCUCACUAUACCAUUUACACGGUCCGCCACAGAAUGGUGCGACAUGCAGAGUCACUUUUGGGACCUACGAUCAACAUCCGAACUGCCUGGCGAGGAUUCCCUACGACAGUCACCUCGGCCGUUUCCGUCCCCAGUUAUAGAGAACCAGAGGGCUACAGAUACUACGUCUUCUCUAGAACUAAAUCCUACAAUAUUAGGAUGUAUGGUGACCAGCCUGUUGUCGCUUCUCCGAGAGAAAACCCAACAGCUCAGAACAACUUCAUCAACUGCCCCAAAACGCUCUGAUGACCACAGACUUCACACUUCAAGAAGCUUUCGCACUGGACUGCUUUGAAACCUUUAAUAACAUUUUUCAGACAUCACUUCAGGGAUGUCCAGAUCACGUUUGUACCAAAGUCCGAAAAAAAAGUUCAUUUUAAUAAUUUUACUGUCCCACCGUGCCUCCAUGAUUUUUAUUUUUUUUAAACAAUAACGUAGAAAAACGCUCGUCUUUAUAAUGCUUCAUUGAGUGAGUCCACUCAAUUAGGCUCACGCUGCUAAGAACAGCCGCUCACUUACAGACAAUGAGUUACCAUAGCACACUACCGCUAGUGUUUUAAAAGCUACACAAUGAUUGACACAUUCGACGCAUUUGAAGGUAGCGCUCUCAAGCUUCUCUGGCAAGAUCAAAGCUUGUCAAUCAUCGUUAACUGUAACACGCAAACUCCAGUGCACUGCUGACCAAGAAAAGCAGCAGGAGAGAGAGUGAGAGGCUGUACAACCAAGAAGCAGAAAAACAAAUAAUUUAUUUUCAAUUAAAAACCUGAUCCUCUGAAAAUUCCGAUUACGUGAUGGGGACAUCCCUAAUAAAAGCUACAUUUAUUUGUGAGAGAUAUAAAAGCAAAAAUUUUUUAUUUAUAACAAGUGAACAAAAUCAAGACCAACUGGAGAAGGCUCUGUCAGGAUUUUCAAUUUGUGGAAGAUUCAUCUGGCGAUGCGUCUGCCGUAGACUCCGCGAGAAGGAAAUGCUUGACCUGUUGGAGUACACAUUGUGGUUUUAAGUAUUGCAUACAGAUGCUUAAUAACAUGUGCAUGUAAAGUUACAAAAUGAAAACACUUUCAAAAAGCAUGCAAAAAAUAUUAAUUUUAGAGUCGUUACAUUGUCUGUAAAUGUAUUUAAUACUGUAUGUAAUAAAAAUUGUCCAAAUGUGAA
Messenger RNA from Corythoichthys intestinalis (scribbled pipefish), 4355 nucleotides. It is a transcript of the gene prg4b, whose product is annotated as proteoglycan 4b. The coding region runs from base 77 to 3448 and encodes 1123 amino acids. The record is from RefSeq and is a predicted model, not a curated record. The transcript is spliced from 14 exons. Lineage: Eukaryota; Metazoa; Chordata; Actinopteri; Syngnathiformes; Syngnathidae.